UGGUCUACGGUCUGUGCUAAGUAUUCUUGUUUUGGCUUUUGAUGACAGACGAGUGGCUCAUUUUGUUUAUUAAAAAUCAUUGACUGAAUGGCUUUUCAUAUCACUCAAGGUACAGUGAAAUGUUUCAUAAGAAAUUAUGAUCAUCGAGAACUUUAAAAAAAAUUUUUUAUACAAAUUCCUAUCACUAUAACUUUUGUUUUGUGGUAUAAUCAAUUUGAUUAUGGCAUGAUUAAAUUGUCUGGAAGUGAAGUCUAUGGCCGAACAAGCUAGUUCCGCGUUUGGUAACGCGUCAUCUAUCAGUACCAGGAGGGGAAUUAUUGAAGAAAACAAUAGAUCUAGAUCUAGAAGUAAUAUAAGAAAAAGUAAAAAGAAUUUAAAUAAUCAAGGAGAAUUUGUAUCAGUUUAUGAAAGUACAGUAUCAAUUCCUGUUAAUGAGAGUACAGUUUCAAUUCAAAAUAAAAGAAAUAGAAAAUCAAGUUCUAGAAUAACACGAACCAGUCAACUUGAUUCAUCUUCUAAUAAAGAAGCAGAACCUAAUAGAAAGUCAUCAUCAUCAAAAUUGUCCGUUUCAAAAAAUUUAAAAGAACCUACUGAGAAUAGGUAUCCUUUGCGCAGUAGGUCAAAAGUGUCAAUACCAACUAUUGAAGGCAGUUUAGAUACUGAAACUGUAGCUCAAGAAACUGAGCCUUCGCCUAAUAAACGUCAAAAGUUAGAAAUUUCUACACUGGGUGCGUCAUCAAGUCAAAGUAAGAUAAGGGAGGAUAGCACUGUACAGGCGUCUUUACCCUUGCGUAGAAAAAGGGGAAGACCAACAACGGGGUCUUGUGCUAGCAACAAUCGCCGCGGUAAUACCAAAGCGGGUGAAAGAGAAGCUUUUGAAGUAGCUAUGGAAGGAGUAAUUGAAAAUGAUGGAUUAACUGAAGGAAAUGACAAUUUGAAUAUUAUUCCAUCUACAUCCAGUUCAGUUCAUACUAAUGUUCCAGAUUUAGCAACUUCCUCAUCUACUAUAAUUAAUUCUAAUCCAUCAUCAUCUGGGACUCAGUCAGCUGUAGGGGGUGCAAAUUGGCCAUCAGCUUGGAGUAGCAAUGCUAGUCACGAUAGUGAAGAAGAAGGUGAAGUUGGUCGUUUGCAAGCUUUAUUAGAAUCUAGAGGUUUACCUCCACAUUUAUUUGGUGCCUUAGCACCUCGAAUGCAUCACUUGUUUAAUCGAUCAAUGGGUGCUGCAUCAACAACAUCAAAAGCUCAACAAUUGCUACAAGGUAUGCAAGCAACAGGUGAUGAAGGGCAACAACUUCAAGCAGUAAUUGAAAUGUGUCAAAUGCUAGUAAUGGGCAAUGAAGAUACAUUAACAGGAUUCCCAGUAAAACCUGUUGUUUCUGCUCUAGUUGUUUUGCUUUCUAUGGAACAUAAUUUUGACAUGAUGAAUCAUGCAUGCCGUGCAUUGACAUACAUGAUGGAAGCUCUUCCACGAUCUUCAGCAGCUGUUUUGGAUGCUGUUCCAGCUAUGUUAGAUAAACUACAAGCAAUUCAAUGUAUGGAUGUUGCAGAACAAUCUCUUUCUGCUUUAGAAAUGCUUUCAAGAAGACAUGGCCGCUCAAUACUUCAAUCAAGUGGUGUGGCUGCGUGUUUGACCUACAUAGACUUUUUUAGUAUAAAUGCUCAGCGAGCAGCAUUAGCUAUAACUGCAAAUUGUUGCCAAAAUAUGAAUGCUGAUGAAUUUCACUAUGUUGCAAAAUCAUUACCUCUACUUUCAAGUCGGAUUACUCAACAAGAUAAAAAAAGUGUUGAAAGUGUUUGCUUAGCCUUUAGUCGUCUUGUAGAUAAUUUCCAAUCUGAUUCUAGUAGAUUAAAAGAAAUUGCUAGUGAUGAAUUAUUAACCAAUCUUCAACAAUUAGUUAUAUCAUCCCCACCAAUUAUUAGUACAAGUACUUUUAUUAUGGUUUUAAGAAUGAUGUCAACUUUGUGUACUAAUUGUCCAGAACUAUCUCAAACACUACUAAAACACAAUAUAGCUGAAACACUAAGCUAUUUAUUAACAGGCUCACCUUCUCCUGAGUUAUCUCAAAUUGAAUUACUUCCUAGAAGUUCACAGGAACUUUAUGAAGUAACAUGUCUCAUUGGAGAACUAAUGCCACGCUUACCAUCUGAUGGACUAUUUUCAGUUGAUAGUCUUUUAGAUCGACAAGGAAUAUAUGGUGCAAUUCCAGGUACAGGAUUAUCCCAACAAAUGGUUCAGUGGCAAUGGCGAGAUGACCGAUCAAUGUGGCAUUCAUAUACAUCACUUGAUUCUCGUAUUAUUGAGGUGGCUCAUCAAGCUGGUGAAGAUGAAGUACUUUUAAGUCAUGCACCAUAUACAAUUGAUCUUCAUUCUAUGAGACAAAUUAAUGAAGACACUGGAACAACUAGAGCUAUUCAGCGUAAAGUUUUAACUGUUCCCACGUCAUUUAAUAAUAAUCUCCAGACAAGAUCUGCAGCUGACAUGGAAGCAGCUGUUACAUCAUUUGGAGAGAACGUAUUAGCUGGAGCUUUUGUACGUUUAUUAUUUAGUAUACUUUAUGAAGUCUAUAAUAGCUCAGCUGGUCCAUUAGUAAGAUAUAAAUGUCUACGAGCUUUAUUACGUAUGGUAUACUAUUCACCAGCUGAAUUACUUUUGAAGGUUGUUUUUCAAAAACAAAUGGUAGCUAGUCACAUAGCUGGUAUGAUGGCGUCACAAGAUUUAAGGAUAGUUGUUGGAGCUAUGCAGAUGGCUGAAAUUUUAAUGCAAAAAUUGCCUCGCAUUUUUGAAAUUCAUUUUAUAAGAGAAGGUGUUAUGCAUCAAGUUAAACAAUUAGCUGAAGCAGAUAUACAAACAUUAGUGAAGCUCUCACCUCCAUCUACUUCCAAUGUUGGAGUUGAAGGUCUUCCUGGUCCAUCUAGAAGUAAUCAAAAUGAUGUAGUUGUUCCUAUGUGGUCAAUGCCUCUUGACAAUGACAAUAAUGAUAUUCAAUCUAACACUGGUAGUGCAGAAAACGUAGGAAAUGAAACAUCUGAAUCAACUGUUUUAUCACAAGUAGCUCAACGUUGUUCAGCCAAUCGCUUUUCUGAUGUACUUAAACGUAAUAAAAAACAUAAUAAAAGACAAUCAGGAAACGCUCCACGUAAAAAAGGAAAUCAGGAUGACAUUAAUGAAAUACAAACUGCCAGUAGUAGUAGUAGCAAUGCCCUUUCUCCAAAUUCCACUCAGGCCAUGACACUUCAUGAGUUUUUUAUAUCCAAAGGUGGGAAUACAGCUUCAAGAGCAGUUGGGAGUGUUUCAUCAUCUUCUAGAACACGUUUUUCUAAUUCAAAUUUAAAGUCAACUUCAGGUUUUUUAGCAUCAUUAAAUCCAGCUCGUUUUCUUAGAAGUACAGAGAGAGCAUUUUCUAAGGAAUUAACUAAAAACUCAAAUUCCUGCGGUAGUGGGUCUAUUCCUACAAGCUCAGCAUCAAAUAUUAGUAUUGUAAAUCGUGAAAAGGCGAAAUUUUGGGUAAAAGAAAGAGCUCAACAUUUCUUAAAAACUUAUGAUAAAAAUGAAGUUGAUGAAGAAAUGGAUAGUGAUAAUGGACAGUCUGAGACUAUUUUAGUUCGUCUUACUAAAGCUAUAAACAAAUUGCAGAAUGAAAGAAAUGAAGAUAUAAAUGCUUUAAUAGAAUUACGAGAAAUUGUUCUUACUUCAGAUAUAUCACCUUUUGAAGUCAAUCAUAGUGGUUUGAUAAAAUCACUUACUAUUUAUUUGACUGAAAAUUCUUAUGGACUAGAUCAUAGAAAUGAAAGAUUACGAAAAUUUUUGCAUGUCUUCACUGGUUUUCCACUUCAAAGUCAUGAACAUUUUAUCUAUAAUACAAAUAAUAAUAAUAGCAGACCAUUUUCCGCUUUAAUUGGAAAAUUAGGAAGUUGUGUUUCACAAUUGGAACAAUUUCCUGUAAAAGUGCAUGACUUAUCAACUGGUGCUGGAAAUAGUGCCCUUAAGUUUUUUAAUACACAUCAACUUAAAUGUUUGUUGCAAAGGCAUCCUGAGUGCAGUAAUUUAAAACAAUGGAAAAGUGGAACUGUUAAAAUCGAUCCUUUAGCUUUAGUACAAGCCAUUGAGCGGUAUUUAGUAGUUCGAGGAUUUGCACAUAUAAGAGAAAAUAAUCAAUUAAAGUCAGAUGAUGAUAACAGUGAUGAUGAUAUUGAUGAUACUUUAGCAGCAGUAGUAAUUGGUCAAGGGUCAACACGACAUAAGUUACAAUUCCUUAUAGGGAAUAAUGUACUUCCCUAUAAUAUGACUGUGUAUCAAGCUAUUCGCCAAUUUUCUACUAGUAGUGACAUGGAAACUGAUAAUGAAUCUGAACUUCCUUUAGGAUCUGCAGGAAUAUGGGUUCAAACGCAUACUAUAUAUUAUAGACCUAUGCCAGAAGAUACUGAAGUGCAAUCACCUAAACCUACUAUUGGUAGUUCCAGUAAAAAAGGAAGAUCAAAUACACAUAAAAGUACUUCUAAAAAAGCAAAAGAUGAAUUGUGGUUAGAAGGAAAUGUUACACCUAUAAAAUCUCCACUUGAAUCUUACCUUCAACUUUCAUUACCUGAAUAUGUUCAAGUUCAAGACCCUUCAUUGCCUGUACUUAGUUUAUUACGUGUAUUAUAUGCCUUAAAUCGUUAUUGGACUUCACUAUAUCCUUCACAACUUCAUAAUAACUCAAUUAUUCCAUUUAAUGAGUUUAUUAAUGUUAAAAUAUCAGCUAAAGCAAAUAGGCAACUUCAAGAUCCAUUAGUUAUCAUGACAGGAAACUUGCCUGGAUGGCUUCAACAAGUAGCUUCAGCAUGUGCUUUUAUGUUACCAUUUGAAACUCGUCAACUGCUGUUUUAUGCAACAGUAUUUGAUCGUGAUCGUGCUUUGCAGCGAUUAUUAGAUUCUAGUUCUGAAUUGCAAGGUGCUGGAGGUAGUAAUAAUGGAGAUAUGCAUGAGCGUGUGGCACCACGGCUUGAUAGGCGAAAACGUUCAGUUACUAGAUCUAACAUUCUCUCUCAAGCAGAAGCUGUAAUUUCUGAGAAUGCUACUUCAAGAGCAUUACUAGAAAUACAAUAUGAAGAUGAGGUUGGAACUGGAUUAGGACCUACUUUAGAGUUUUAUGCAUUAGUUUCUAAAGAAAUGCAAAAAGCAGAUUUAGAACUAUGGAAUAAUAUUUCUAAGUCUGAAUCUGAAUCAUAUGUAUUUACUCCUGAAGGAUUGUAUCCUAAUCCAUUGUCUAGAACUACAAAAUUACCACAUCAAGUUAAAAUUAAGUCCAAAUUUAAAUUUUUAGGCAAAUUUAUGGCUAAAGCUAUUAUGGACUCAAGACUAUUAGAUUUACCACUAAGCAUAACUAUGUACCGAUGGUUAUUGGGUCAUGAAAACUAUUUAUCCCUGAGUGAUCUUAUAUAUAUAGUUCCUGAUGUUUUUAACACAUUAUGUCGUCUUCAUUUGCUUGUACUUCAAAAAAGAGCAAUUUUAAAUGAUGAUGAGUUAAGUGAAGAACAAAAAACAGAAAAGAUAAAAAAUAUACGUUUAGAUGACUGCUUGAUUGAAGAUUUAGGUCUCGAUUUUACAUUACCCGGUCAUCCAUCUAUAGAACUACGAAAAAAUGGGCAAAAUAUCAAUGUUACAAUGGAUAAUUUAGAAAAAUAUAUUCAAUUAGUAUGUCAUUGGUAUUUGCGUGAAGGUGUAUCAAAACAGAUGGAAAGCCUUAAAGAAGGAUUCGAAAGUGUUUUUUCUCUUAAAAAGCUGGCACAAUUAUUUUACCCUGAAGAAUUGGAAGCAGUAUUUUGUGGACACACGAGCUCAUACAAACAAUGGGAUAUGCGUAUGCUUUCAGAAGCAUGUCGUUUAGAUCAUGGUUAUACAGCAAACUCUAGAGCUAUUAGUUUCCUUUUUAAAAUAUUGUCAGAAUAUAAUCAUCAGCAACAGAGAGAUUUCCUCAGAUUUGUUACAGGCGCUCCACGUCUUCCCGUUGGAGGAUUUAAAUCUCUCUCGCCAGCAUUGACAAUUGUACGUAGAAUAUUUGAAGACAACGAUAAUCCAGACAAUUAUUUACCAUCAGUAAUGACAUGUGUCAACUACCUCAAAUUACCAGAUUAUUCUAGCAUAGAUAUAAUGCGUGAGAAAUUACAACUGGCUGCUUCUGAAGGACAACAUUCCUUUCAUUUGUCAUAAACAUGACACAUAUUGUAAAAUUUUAAUUUCAUAUUUAUCAUCAGAUUAAAUUUUUAAAUCUGUCACAAAUAUAUUCUACUUGUGAUUUAAA
This is a messenger RNA of Daktulosphaira vitifoliae (grape phylloxera), 6281 nucleotides long. RefSeq names its product E3 ubiquitin-protein ligase TRIP12 (gene ctrip). NCBI's taxonomy places the organism in Eukaryota, Metazoa, Arthropoda, Insecta, Hemiptera, Phylloxeridae. Gene Ontology annotation, molecular function: ubiquitin protein ligase activity; zinc ion binding. The transcript has 34 exons. The coding region runs from base 254 to 6190 and encodes 1978 amino acids. Gene Ontology annotation, cellular component: nuclear speck. Gene Ontology annotation, biological process: DNA damage response; protein polyubiquitination; proteasome-mediated ubiquitin-dependent protein catabolic process. The record is from RefSeq and is a predicted model, not a curated record.